AUGGUGCACCCCGAUGUUUUCCCAAAACAAGUUGUUUCUCCGGAUGUCCAAGGUGUUGUCGUGAAGGCGGUAUAUGUUGCCAACCAAUUUAAAAACAAGCAAGAGUUUGAAUAUCGUGAUCAAAUGCUUCAAUGGAUUCGUAUGGAGGCCUCUAUACUUGGGUUUGGCGUGGUUAUCGGAAGAUCCGAUAAUGGUUCGGGUAGAAGAUGCGCUUUUGUGACAAUGACGUGCGAAAUAAGUGGAAAAUAUAGAACUCUUCUCCAGAAUUUUAAAAGAGAAGACACUGGUUCUAGAAAAUGUGAGUGGCUAUUCAAGGUGCGUGGUUACACCUUGGCAAACAAAAACUGGAGAUUUAAUGUGAUAUGUGAUUUGUAUAACCAUGAUUUGUAUGAAAAAUUAGUCGGUCAUCCUAGUGUGUGUCGGCUCAUGCCGGAAGAGAAGGAAUAUGUUGAUGACAUGACCUUAAAUAUGGUUCAACUGAAAAAUAUACUCGCAACAUUGAAACAGAAAUGGCCCUAA
Molecule: messenger RNA, 519 nt
Organism: Lathyrus oleraceus (garden pea)
Lineage: Eukaryota; Viridiplantae; Streptophyta; Magnoliopsida; Fabales; Fabaceae
Exons: 1
Coding region: 1-519 (172 amino acids)
Source: RefSeq, a predicted model, not a curated record